AUGGAAAGUAUGUCUGAGCAUGGUAAGAGGGAUCAAGCAUCUGAAAGUGAUGGCUCCGAUGGCGACUGGAAAGCUCAUUUAUUGAAACGUCGGAAGGCAAAAUCAGGCAAGUUAGAUUUAAGUGUACAGCGACAUUCUUCGUCACCAAUUCAUAGUGAAGAUGAGAAGUACGAAGAAGAAGAUUAUUUAACGAUGGACUUGCCCUCUGAUGAUGGAAUUACUGCUAUGGGCCAGGAGUCGUCAGGUAACCGUGCAUCCUGUGAUUUCUCGGGACAUAUGUCAAAAGGCCUUAAGAUGAUGGAAAAGAUGGGAUAUAGGGUGGGGAGUAAAUUAGGUUCUGCAGAACGGUCUCAGUAUGCUCUAAAAGAGCCGUUAAAACUUGAAGGUCAGGUGCAUAGGAUUGGAAUCCGAGAACGUCCCCAAUGGGGGAAAGAGUCGCCCGUAUCAGAGACCAGUACGACUGAAUACCGACGAAGACUUCAUGAGGAAAAUGAUAUGCAAAGAAAACAACGAGUAUUUCUUAAAAUGCAAAAAUUAGCAUUUGAAAUUUCAGGAGAUGUAGAUAUUGUUACAAGCGAUAGCGACCCAAGAGAUUUUAAUGUAUUGUGGAGACAACAUGUAAGGCAAAUAAUACAUAAAAAUGCCUCUGCAACUGGUUCAGAAGAAACCAAAAACUGCGUGUCAUCUUCCGAUCCCAAGGAAGUAACUGAGGAGCAUCAACAACAUGAAGAUCUUGAAGAGGAUGUAAAGAUAAUCAGACCUCAAGAAAAAUCACCCUCAUCAAGCAGUUCAGUAUCAACUUCUAAUGACAGUGAGUUAAAUCUCUUUGAGAAACUUACCUUAUGUGAACAGAUUGCGAAACUUCAUAAUUUCCUUAGAGAGGAAUUCUGUUACUGCUUCUACUGCGGUAUCCAGUAUAUAAACGGUGCAGAUUUGCAUGGGAACUGUCCAGGUUUUACGGAAGAUGAACACUAUUGA
Messenger RNA from Eremothecium cymbalariae DBVPG#7215, 978 nucleotides. RefSeq names its product Cmg1p (gene CMG1). Gene Ontology annotation, cellular component: kinetochore. Gene Ontology annotation, molecular function: nucleic acid binding. Lineage: Eukaryota; Fungi; Ascomycota; Saccharomycetes; Saccharomycetales; Saccharomycetaceae. The transcript has a single exon. The record is from RefSeq and is a predicted model, not a curated record. The coding region runs from base 1 to 978 and encodes 325 amino acids.